This is a messenger RNA of Pyricularia grisea, 1313 nucleotides long. RefSeq lists its product as uncharacterized. Lineage: Eukaryota; Fungi; Ascomycota; Sordariomycetes; Magnaporthales; Pyriculariaceae. Bases 327 to 1313 code for a protein of 328 amino acids. The record is from RefSeq and is a predicted model, not a curated record. The transcript is spliced from 2 exons. Gene Ontology annotation, molecular function: protein dimerization activity.
ACAUCAGUCACACAGUCCUCAGCCAUUGCACCCAUGACCAGCAGCCGAGAUGCAUGUGUCCAAGCUUGAAUUUUGCAUUACAACUUUGACUAUAUAUCAUGGCGUCCUUUUUGGAAGUUUUAGGAAUGAAGUUGUUUUUUUUUUUUGGUAUCACCAUGGAUUAAUAUUACAUGACCACCAACCAGCCCCAAGCAAAGCAACUUGAACAAACAAUAACACUUCACCAACCAACCAAAUCCUUCACACAUAAAUAACAACACCACCCUCCCAUUACCAUUACCUUAUCAUAUAUCUAACCCCUCACCACCCCCAUACACUACCUCAAAAUGUCCGGCAUGUUGAUGAAGAGUUCAACAAUACCGUUCGACCCAUUCUCAACCGCAUACCUUGUCCGAGAUCAACAGGAUUACGACUACUCUCCAUCGGCACUUUUUGCCCCCUUGGAUUACUUUCCCACAGACUUCAACUCGGAAUCACUGGCGUCUCCAACCUUGGAGAACAACAACAACAACAACGACUGGACCUCGUUCGACUCUCUCUCAUCACCAGACAUCUUCAAGACCGAGUCCUUUGACGACUCGCCCAUCCUAACUUCCAUCUCCUCCGUCAGCCCCUCAAUAGACCCCAUGGAUCUUGCUGCCCCAGUUUUACCGGACGACAAUGUCCCCUUUGGCGACUCGGCGGCAUUCCCAGACACCAUUACCGGCCCAUUAUUUCCAUCUCCUCAGCUCGCGCGGACCCAAAACCCACCCCCAACCAACCAUCACGCCUCCCGGCCAGAGCUCAGCGUGUCCACCAGACGUGGAACAAAGCGCAAGUCCACAGGCAGCAGCAGCACCUAUAGCGCGUCGCCGUCACCGCGCAGCUCCGCAUCUCCACCCCCGAGGCCGGCACAGCACCUUCCGCCCAAGAAGACGGCCCACAACAUGAUCGAGAAGCGCUACCGCAACAACCUCAACGACAAGAUCUCGGCCCUGCGCGAUGCCGUCCCGGCCUUGCGAGUCAUGGUCCACCGCCUUGAGGCAAACGCCUCGCCAGAUGACAGCAGCAGCAGCCGUUGUGUCCUAUCGCCUCAGGAGUUUGAGGAAGACCUCGGAGGCCUGACACCCGCGCACAAGCUCAACAAGGCCACGAUCCUGAGCAAGGCGACCGAGUACAUCAACCACCUGGAGCGCAAGAACCGUGCCCUGGCCCGCGAGAAUCACGGGUUGAGGGGGAAGGUCGAUGGGCUCGAGAUGUUGGUCAUGAAUGGAGCCGCCGGUGUGCAAAGAGUCCAGCAACAACAACAACAACAGCAGCAGCAGUGGUGCUGA